Messenger RNA from Benincasa hispida (wax gourd), 3580 nucleotides. Its product is annotated as protein MAIN-LIKE 2. Gene Ontology annotation, biological process: meristem development; meristem maintenance. The record is from RefSeq and is a predicted model, not a curated record. Lineage: Eukaryota; Viridiplantae; Streptophyta; Magnoliopsida; Cucurbitales; Cucurbitaceae.
UUUUCUUUUCUCUUUUUAAAAUUUUUUUCCUUUAAUUUUUUUCCACAACAUUUAUAUACAAUGGCUUCACUCUCAUAAACUCCUACCUUAGGGUUUUUCAUUUCCCUCUCUAUUAUUAAUUCCUUUCUAUUUCUUCAUUUCAUCUUCUCUCGUUAUUGGAUUUAACUAACAAUCUUUUGCGCGCCAAAACCAAAUUAUGAAUUCUCAAUCAACUCAUUCCAAAUUUGACUAAUGAUUCAUGAAUGGGUUCCUUUUAUGUUUAUGUAUUUGUUAUAGAUUGGAUGAUGAUGCUGAUCUUUUAAUGCUAAUUGCCUGGGUGACGCUCUCGGAUCUUUAGCGGGUCGAUUGCAAUCUUUUUAAAGAUGGAAUAUAUGGAAAGGGAAUUUAUUUAGGAAUCAGGAUUGGUCUUGUUUGCAGCUUUCUUGUAAUUAUGGUGAAAUUGAUGUUGCAUUGAUCUGUUCCAUGAGUAUUUGUACAAUAGUUUAAUCUUGCUGUAUUAGUUUUUGUUCAAAGAUUAGUUAUGCGAGCUGAAAAUCUGUUACUUCUUGAUUGAUCAUAUGUUUGUGCAUGUUUCUUUUAGUUUAGGUGAAGCUUUCUUGAUAUUAUUUGUAAAGUUGAUCAGGAUCCGAGCGCAUUAGUAUGUUCCAUGCAUAUUUGUACAAAAUAUGAUCAAGCUGGGAUUGGGUGGGAGCGAUGGAAGUAUCAUUAAUGGAUCCUUAUGGGACCAAUCCUGGACCAAUUGAGAGCUCGGUUCUUUAUGACCAAGAGAAGCAUGUGUCCUCUGCAGUUUGGGAUGGGCAGGAGCGUGGUGCACUUAGGUGUCAUGAACACACUUCCAAGCUUGAUCAGUGGACACUUACAGCCAAGCAAAUUGAACUAGUUGAGAGAGCCGGAUUCGGGUACUUGAGAUUGAUUCCUGCAAUUAGUCUGGAUAACCCGUUAAUCUCGGCUUUGGUUGAGAGGUGGAGAAGAGAAACAAAUACCUUUCACUUGAAUGUUGGAGAAUUGACUGUAACCCUGAAAGAUGUUGCUCUCUUGCUGGGACUUGCAAUUGAUGGAGACCCUGUUAUUGGUCUAACGUAUACAACCUGCCACUCUGUAUGUGAGAGGUAUCUAGGCAGAGCACCGGAUCCUGGCUAUACAAGUGGUGGAAUGGUUAAGCUUAGUUGGUUGAAAGAGUUCUUUUCUCGGUGCCAUGAAGAUGCUCCAAUGGAAAUUGUUGAACGGCAUACACGUGCUUACCUUCUUUACCUUGUAGGUAGUACUAUAUUUUCCACAACAACUGGGAAUAAAGUACCUGUCAUGUACCUUCCUUUGUUUGAGCAUUUUGAUCAAUGUGGGAAGUUUGCUUGGGGAGCAGCUGCUUUAUCAUUCUUGUACAGAGCUCUUGGGAAUGCUUCCUUAAGAUCACAAAGUACCAUCAGCGGUUGCUUAACCUUAUUGCAGUGUUGGAGUUAUUUUCACCUUAAUAUUGGGCGUCCAAAGCUAAAUCAUGAUCCAAUGCAUAAUCGCUUUCCAUUUGUGCUUAGAUGGAAGGGCAAACAAAGUGGUCCAACAGCAAAUCGUGAUGUAGUAUUUUACCGAAAGGCUUUGGAUUCCUUAAAACCUUGUGAUGUGGAGUGGCUACCUUAUAGAAAUAUGGAUAGUAUGCUAAUUCCAGAAAAUAUUAAAAGUUCUCUGAUCCUUGGGAGGGCAAAGACAAUGUUGAUAUGCUUCGAUAAGGCAGAGAGACAUCUCCCUAACCGUUGCUUAAGGCAGUAUGGUAUGCCUCAGGCAAUCCCAGAAGAUGUACCACGGUGGGAAAGAAAAAGCCGGGGUGUUGAUGGAGGAGUUGACCUAUCAGCAAAAAUGGAAGUUGAGCUUAAUGAAUGGAGAGACCGUGGACUCCAGAUUGUUGAUGGUGAUGAUAGUGUAGAUGAGAAUGAGUACAUGCAGUGGUACCUGAAAAUUACUCGUAGGUUUGUUGGGAGGCCUAUAUCUCUCUCAUCUGAGUUUCAGAGGACGAAUGCUGGUUUGAGGGAUAUUGCACACAUAGCAGAUACAUUCUCAACCAAAGGGUUGGAUCAGCAGCAAAUUGAUUUGAUUUCAAGGAUAAGAUACAUUGCACAUGAAUGUUUAAGAGACCAAGUUGGAGGUCCAAUUAUAUUGUCCUCCAUUCCCCAGAUUGAACUUGGUAAACGAAUUAGGGGAAAAGAGAGGGUCAGAAGGAAGGGUACAGGAAAACGUGUGAGGAAGGAGGACCAAUUGCAUUACAACGCAGUUAGUGAAGAUGAUCAAUCUCAUUUUUGUGAUUCUGCCCUUGAGGUUGAUCAAUUACAACUCCAUCACAUGAAUAGAGAGAUGGAACAUCCGGAGCUAUGUUCUGUUGACUCGGAGGUUGAUCAUUUACCGCUUAUUCAUGAAGUUGAUGGGGAUGAUAGUAUGCAGUUAUGUGAGGCCAACAUAGGGGUUGACCAUUCUGACAUGAUCCACAAUGCUGCUGGGGGAAAUAUGGAUGAGUUAACCCAUGCUGAUAUUAAGCUUGAUGAAGCUGAGCUAUGCGACGCACCUAAGGAUGUUGAUGACCUGCAUUUAUCUGAUACAAUCAAUGAAGUUACAAAUACUCAGAUUUGUGGUGCAAUGGAUGCUGGUGAUCCACCACAUUUCUCUACAUCUAAGGAAGCCAGUUAUCAUUCAACCGAGGAUGUUAAUAUGCCAAAGUUUCCAGACACAGCUAACAAUAUUGACAAUUCAGAGCUUUGCCAUGGCUCUAUUAAGAGCUCUCCUCAGACAGGCGAACUAUCUGCUGAAAUUGUUUCAGAGUCAUCGUUUGUUGUACCUCACGAGGAUAUGAUGCAGAAAGGAAAUAACAAUGUUUAUAUAAAACAGAGAUGAAUGUGCAGCCCAAGCUUAAAUUUUUUGAAGCUAUCUGAUGACUUCAGGAUGUAAAUUUUUUUACACUGCAUAUUGAUAGGUUAAAAUACUAUAUUCGCCCCAUUAAUCGUAUUUCUGCACAGUUGGAAGUGCUUGAAGCAAGUAGGAUAGCCCAAAAGGAAACAAAAUCGUUUUGCUACCACUGCUGACCAGAAAAAAAGUUAAAAGGGCCAAAGGGACCCAUAAAUCUGAUUGCCAAAGGACUCCCAGUCCCAGGGUCUGAUUUAUUUCUGGGUUGUCCUUUCACUCCAAGAAAUGCGGUAGUAAUGCUUGGCUAUCUGAAUCUUCUUGUUGAGACCAAAUUCAGCGUCAUUUUGGGCUUUCUUCAGCUCUAUUAAGCUAAAAGUUGUUUGUCGGUUCACUAUCUUAUUGUACAUGGUUUAUGAAAGGAUUUUCUCUUGGUUGGAUUGGGAACUUGGAGGCCAAAGAGACAAAAGUCACAAUUAACAACUUUUAUGGGUUAAAGUUCCAAUGUGUUAGAUGCUACCUAUUGUCAUAAAUACCCUUUGUAAUCGUGAAUCCAAGAGUGGCCUUCAAAGGGCAGUGAGGGAAGAAAUGACCAGAAAAAUAAAUGAAAACGAGGUGUCUUGCUUGAUUAUUGUGGCAAACUUCUUAAUGCUCUGUUUCUUGGAACUACAAUAAAAUUAUUCAUGUAUUUUACUUUAUU